This is a messenger RNA of Cetraspora pellucida, 147 nucleotides long. NCBI's taxonomy places the organism in Eukaryota, Fungi, Glomeromycota, Glomeromycetes, Diversisporales, Gigasporaceae. The record is from the annotation of a GenBank genome assembly.
AUGCAAAUCAAUUGCAAGGAACAAGACAAAAGAAAGAGAAAGAGAUUAUUAAACUCAAAUUACGGAAGUGCUCAAAGUAUUCAAGGUACUCGGUGUAUUUAUUCAAGGUUUGAUAUGCAAGGCACAGUUAAUAUUAAAGAUUUUUAG